Molecule: messenger RNA, 2832 nt
Organism: Fusarium tjaetaba
Lineage: Eukaryota; Fungi; Ascomycota; Sordariomycetes; Hypocreales; Nectriaceae
Product: DUF1446 domain protein
Exons: 8
Coding region: 1-2832 (943 amino acids)
Molecular function (GO): arylformamidase activity
Source: RefSeq, a predicted model, not a curated record
AUGAGCAACUUCUCUUUUCCCGACUUUGAUGACCUUACAGUUGUCGAAGGCCAACCGAAAGGAUGCCUCUGGGGCUUUUUCGACGUUGAUGGUCAGAAAGACCAGUUGGGAACCCUGCGGCUCCUCACCAAGGAAGUUGUACAGAAGGCGAAGGACGAGAUACAAACCGGAACGCACGUGCAGCUCGACUGGCCUCUCCAUAACAUUGAGUUCCCAGGCUUUGGACGAAUUCCACUGCAGCAUACCGUCAAGGACCUCGCUGAGGAAGGAUUUGUAGCCUUUGACGAUGUUAUAUCUUUCAACACGCAGACAAGCUCUCAGUGGGAUAGUUUAAAGCAUUUCGGGAGCCAGAAGACAGGGGUUUACUACAAUGGCUCGACCCAUGAGCAACUCAAGACGUCAGAUGAUCUUGGUAUUCACAAGAUGUGUGAUAGAGGCGGCAUUGUCGGUAGAGGCAUUCUAGUCGACUGGCUCAGUUGGUGGGAGCACGAGAAUCCAGGCCUCGAGCCGCCGUCGGCUAUCAGAUGCCACAAAAUUCCCGUCUCGGAGCUCGAAGCCACACUUGCCUACCAGGGGACAGAAACAAGGCAGGGAGACAUCCUCAUCAUUGACAAGUCUGAUACAUCUUCCUCCAACAGCAACGCCAAGGCCGAUAUUCGAGCUUUGGGCACCGAAAAACAACACUACAUGAUUGGCCUCGCAAAUACUGACGAGACGGUUAGAUGGUUGUACUCGAAGCACUUUUCAGCAGUUGCUGGCGACACUAUGGGUUUCGAGGCAUGGCCGUAUCCAGAUGACUGCUGCUUACACGAAUGGUUGCUUGUCCAGUGGGGAACACCGAUUGGCGAGCUUUGGGAUCUGGAGGCACUGGCUGAAGAGUGCAAGAACGUUGAUACAAGAAUAACAGCAACACAACCAUUUUCGACCUUGAAGCGCUUUGGGUUCUUGAACUGCCAUCAGACCACAGCCUUGAACAUGGGGUCUCAAAUAAACCGCCGUCCUGUCCGUGUGGCAUCCGCAUCAGGCGCCAUCACAGACAUGGUCGAGAACCUGGCAGAGCUCGCCAAGAAUGCUGAGGUCGACUUUAUCGUGGGAGACUGGCUGUCAGAGUACAACAUGGCAGCACGCGGGAUGCUCAAAGCACAGCGUUCCGAAAGCCCAAGUUUUGAUGCUGCUCCAGCAUUCGAGCAGCAGUUCGUCGACUCCUUCCAGAGCGCAUUGCCAGACUUGGCCGCACGAAAGAUCAAGAUGGCUGUCAACGCCGGAGCAUGCGACACAGAACUUCUAUAUCAGCGUAUCCAGAAGAUUGUUCAGGACUCUGGAACAGACCUGCGAGUUGCCUGGAUUGAAGGAGACGAAGUUCUCGACGCCGUGCAGCAGUACGUUUCUGAGGGAACAAAGCUUCGAAACAUCACUACCGGCCAGUCUUUUCAGGAAUGGGGACAUAACCCUGUGUAUGCGCAGUGCUAUCUGGGUUCACGAGGCAUCUCCCAGGCUUUCAUCAAUGGGGCUGACAUCGUCCUCUGCGGUCGUGUGGCCGACGCAGCUCCGACCAUGGGCGCUGCUGCAUACUGGCAUGGGUGGUCUAGCACACAGUACCAGGAGCUCGCACACGCCUUGAUCGCUGGUCAUCUGAUAGAGUGUUCCUACUAUGUCACAGGCGGCAACUAUACCGGCUUCAAGACACUCCCUCAGGGCAAGAGUCCCCUGCUAAAUAUGCCCAUCGCCCGCAUCCAAUGUGAUGGUUCGUUCUUCAUCGAGUGCCACCACUCACAGGAUAGGGGCGGUGAGGGCAAGCGAUACUACAACUCGGACGUAGUCGCCAUCGUGGACCAGGUGAAGAUGGAACAGGCCGGCCCUGAUAGUGUCUUUGUACAUAACAUCGGCUUCGAAAAGCCUCCGCCAACGACAAAGGCCGGCCUAACUGCCCCCGGAGGCUACCAAGCCGAGGUACACUACUUCAUCGUUGGCCUGGAUGCUGAAGAGAAGGCCGCACUUUUGGAAAAACAGCUUAGAUUCUACCUCGAUGUUGAGUCCAUGUCAAAACUUGCCUUCACGGUCAGCGGGACCUGCCCAUCCAACCCAGCAUCCCAAGACGCCGCUACUGUCGAUGUGAGAGUCUUUGCCCAAGCACCUCAUGCCGAUGCUCUGUCUCCGUCCAGCUUCCGCAACAAGUGCUGGAAUAUAGUCAUGUCGACAUACUCCGGAGCAACCUUCGCCGUCGAUGACCGCCAGGCAUUUCCGAAGCCAUACAAUGAGUACUUUGUCACUAUAAUACCACAAGCCCUUGUCAAGCAUAUAGCGCAUCUUCCUUGGUGUGAGCGCGUGAUCGACAUCGAGCCACCGACUGAUACAGUUCCUUAUGUUCACCAGCAAGAGGUGCAGCCGGUGUCUGAACCACAGCCGCUGCUCUCCUUUGGGCCGAGCAUCAUGGCGCCGCUAGGCUACAUCGUUCAUGCCCGAUCCGGCGACAAAGGCUCGGAUUGUAAUAUCGGCUUCUUUGUCCGACACGAGGAUGAGUACACCUGGCUGAAGUCUUUGCUCACUGUGGACCGAAUCAUCGAUAUUUUACAGAAUGAUUAUAACGGAGGACGCGUCGAACGAUUCGAGCUGCCGAACAUUCAAGGCAAGUUACCCUUUUACCCUCGUUUGUAUAUGUACAGACCAAUAACAAGUGAAUUUUUAGCUGUCCAUUUUCUACUAAAAGACCACCUUGACCGAGGAGUGGCGGCGAGCUCGACCUAUGAUGUGCUGGGAAAGAAUGUGGCCGAGUAUCUAAGAGCAAAGCAUGUGCCUAUCCCAAGAAAGUUUCUUGAUCGCGGAAGAAUUUAG